Paracoccidioides brasiliensis Pb18 is the source of this 1638-nucleotide messenger RNA. RefSeq lists its product as uncharacterized. The transcript is spliced from 5 exons. The record is from RefSeq and is a predicted model, not a curated record. Gene Ontology annotation, molecular function: protein tyrosine phosphatase activity. Gene Ontology annotation, cellular component: cytoplasm; nucleus. The coding region runs from base 1 to 1638 and encodes 545 amino acids. Gene Ontology annotation, biological process: protein dephosphorylation; G2/M transition of mitotic cell cycle; positive regulation of G2/MI transition of meiotic cell cycle.
AUGGAACACUCAUCUCCCCUUGCGGCUAUGCAACCUCCGUCUAUGCUCUUUGGCCACUGUUUUCGACCAGAGACAGCAGGGUUCCCAACUUUCCCUGCUGUCAGGUCUUUUGGUCCAAGCAGUUUCAAUUUCAAGGAUAUUUCCAAGAAGAAGGGGAACCCGGAUUACUUCAAUGCUAAACCUGUUGGAGGAUCUUCCCCUACAGCAAGUCUAGCCGCAGAUCUGUCUCAGAAUUUCCACAUUGAUCAAAGUCCUGCGUUAGUAACACCACGGAGGUCACUGUUUUCAGCAAACUUAUUUGGUCCCGAACAUGGUCGAGAUACGAUGACAACGCCCCCUCUGCCGUCGUCCUCGCCUGCCAUAUCUGUUGAUAUGAUGGAUAUGUCCCCACUGCCACACAAAACUCCAUAUAGUCAAACCGCAGACAUGGAUAUAGUAUCUCCUACGGCUGAUCUCUCAGUACCUAAGCCAAAUAUCUACAUGCCUAGUCCAUUGAAGCCGUCACCAAUGGAGUCUCCGCAAUGCAAUGAUCAAGACAGGAGAAAACGGGCUGCUUUCCUCCGCCCAUCCUUGAUGAGGACCAAGGCCCACUGUGGAAUUUCGAAAAGCCCUGCUGGCAGUCAAUCUCAACCGUCUUUGAAAAUCGGAAAUGGGAGUAAUAAAUCUACGUCGACAUCCCUAUCGUUGUCUGAGAUGUUUGAGGGAUCUCCUGAAAGGCCGGCUGCAAGGAUAUUUCAUGGGAACGAUCAAGUGGGUCCUCCUCGUCCAAGAGCCCCAUUUUCUGGCUGUGUCGGACAAGCACGUGACAAUGGCUCUCCUAGCCAUGGCAUCGUGCGUAAGAGUUCGAACCCCUUUGCCCGACCCAGAAAGCAGAGCAGGAGAUCGCUCAGCAUGUUUGAACAUUCCGACGACUUAAUAAACCAAAAUGACGACUCCAGUGUGAAUAUCCAAUCGGUACGCGAUUUGGAAGAAGGGCCGACGCUUCACUUACCUCACUUUAUACCCGAAGAUCAACCUGAUGGUCUUCCCCGGAUCGAGAACGCUGUUUUGAUUGAUAUUAUUGACGGAAAAUAUAAUGAUAGAUAUGAUGAUGUAAUCAUUAUUGAUUGCCGCUUUGAGUACGAGUAUGAUGGUGGACACAUUGCCGGUGCAGUCAAUUACAAUGAUAAGGAGCAUCUCGCAGCGGAACUGUUUUCCGACAACAUGAAGCCAAACACUGUGUUGGUGUUUCAUUGCGAGUAUUCUGCUCAUCGAGCACCCAUAAUGGCCAAAUUCAUUCGACACAAAGAUCGUGCAGUCAAUAUCGAUGAAUACCCCAAACUUACCUUUCCUGAAAUGUACAUCCUAGAUGGCGGAUACAGUGCUUUCUUCGCGGUGUAUCGCUCUCGCUGCGUUCCUCAGAAUUAUGUCGAGAUGGGUGCGAAAGAACAUGCCUUUGCUUGUGAACGAGGCCUGGGGAAAGUCAAGCAACGAUCUAAACUUGGUAGAGCUCAAACAUUUGCCUUUGGGCAGCAUUCUUCCCAAAUGGAAGACAGCCCUACUGGGCGUUGUCGGAAUGGCGGUGGUGACCGCAACAACAUAUCCAUGGAAAACCAGGAACCUUGCCGUUUGCCUGGACGGCGCAUGUUAAGUUACUGA